Messenger RNA from Gambusia affinis (western mosquitofish), 1847 nucleotides. Its product is annotated as small integral membrane protein 32-like. The record is from RefSeq and is a predicted model, not a curated record. Bases 653 to 1000 code for a protein of 115 amino acids. Lineage: Eukaryota; Metazoa; Chordata; Actinopteri; Cyprinodontiformes; Poeciliidae. The transcript is spliced from 2 exons.
UAACAUGCAGCCCAGGGAGAGGAUAGAAAGCUGUUCAUGACCUGGCGCGCUGGUGUGUUUUGCUAUCCAUUAAUUCUCGCCUUUCACCUCGUUUUAGUGACACUGAGUCGAUGAACUCGUAAGGGCAGGCCGUCGGAAUAGUAUCAAAUCAACACGCAUCGAUUCUUUACAGGAUAAAAAGGGCAACCAGGAGGGCGGGCGACGGAGAUCGCAUGCUGAGUCCUGUGCGCGCAUCCAGGCGGUCCGCGACGCACAAGCCUGGCUACAUGUGUGCGCACCGGCGCUCGUCGCUCAACUUCAAAUUCCCAAUUCAUCUGGAUAAUGUUCUAGUAGAAAGAGUGGGCUGUGAAACGGGACGAUUGCUGGUGAGACAAUGUUUUGGUUUCGUACCGUCUCCACACGUGGAUUUGGUUGCAUCCUCUUACUGUGACGGGAGACGGCGUUUCAGCAGCCACCAGGACCCACUCAGCACCCGUGGACGCCGAUAAGAAACUGUCGACGAGCGACGGAGGGGCCGACUCGUCCUUGGCGGCGCUGGAUCAGAGUCGGGGACACUAAGGAAUGUGGAACCUUGAUUUUGACUUCUUCAGAUCACCUGCGGAACUCUUCGCAGCUCACACCAAACCGACCUUCGGUGAACCCACAGGGCGUCAUGUUGAGACAAAUACUCCUGAACUCCACCGACUCCCCGGACUUCGACCUGGUGCUAAUGGCCCAGUCCACGACGCAAGCCCCUUCGUCCCUAAAUGCCUCCAAUACCGGCUCGGUGAGCGUGGCCGCCCUUCUAAGACCCACCACUGGAAGGGGCGGCGGCGGAGGGGGCCUCCGGGAGGGCGAGCUGCACAAACCGGACCUGAUCACCUACAUCGUCAUGUGCCUGCUGCUUUUCCUGCUGGUCCUGCUGAUUGUGUUCUUCAUCAACUGCCAGCUGCGGAACUCCUUCUUCGCCUCCAUGCCAUAUGACAGGUCAAUGAGAGAGGCCCGGACCUCCUACAAAUAGCUCUCCACAGGGACAAAGCUCUGGCAUUCAUGUUGUUUAGUGAACUUCUGAUGCACAUUUGCUGGAUCUCUUACCUGGAAUGUUAUCAGUUACGAUAGAUGCUGCCUGCAGGCCUGAAACUGACAUAUAAAAACACUUCAGUGUUGUGACAAGUGGAAAAAUUAAAUGGGGACCUCAGAAAUGAUUCAUUAAUCAUAGGCCUGUACUUUCUGCUAAUCUAAAUAACGAAACGUGAAACAAUCCUCUGCCAUGAUUCACCGGCAGCUCUCCACAAAACGGAAGCCAAUUUUUUCCAGGAUCCUCAUUCCAGUUAGUCGUUCCAGCAUUAACUCAUCCAACUGCUUACAAAUGCAGACAUGGCGCCUGCACUUUGCAUCACAGAACUGAGCCAUGGGCCUGUUUUCCUUCAUGAAAACAUGGCUCGCAAUGUGUCAACAUAGGAACUGCUGUUCUAGUCUGUACAAAAGUAUUUUGUUAUACUGUAACUGGACUGUCUUGUCUUGUAAAACAAUUAGGAUACAAUCUGAAAAGUUUUCAAAUGUAAAAUGAUCAAAUGACAGAUUAUAGUGGCAAUAUAUUGUUGUAUAAAGAUACUGAAAUGUCUUCUGUAGUUUUUUUGGUUGUGCACCUGUGACCGAAUAAUACAGGAGAAGAUGUUACAAACUGCUGACGUGACAGGCCAACUGUUUAUCAUUUAUUACACCCACAGAGGCAUUUACACACAGUGCCGCAAGACUGCAAGCCUUAUCACUUUUGUAAUUAACUUCUCAUAGACAAUUUUUUAGCUUCAUAACCAUCGUAGGGGAGGAAGACUUGUGGUGGAGUCCUGUGCGAUAAAGCAGACCAA